Molecule: messenger RNA, 2943 nt
Organism: Malassezia sympodialis ATCC 42132
Lineage: Eukaryota; Fungi; Basidiomycota; Malasseziomycetes; Malasseziales; Malasseziaceae
Source: the annotation of a RefSeq genome assembly
ACGCCGCCGCGCGCUGCGUCCCCUGCGGCCGAGGCGCCCGCAGCCGAACGCGACGCGGCGCCCGCGCGCUCCCUGGGCACGCUGCUGCUGCUGCUGGCCGAGGUCCUGGGUCAGGCAGGCCUCGCCGCGCUCCAGCUGCGCGUGCUGCGCGCAGCUACGCAGCUUCCUGCGCCGCCAGCGCAUGCGGCCGCGAGGCUCUGCGAGGCAUGGCUCGCGCUCGGCGCGUACGACGCGGCCGCCGCCGUGAUCGAUGCGGGCGGCCUCCCUGCCUCGGGUGCGCGCGCGCUGCUCGUGCACGCGCAAGUGUAUGUGUGGCGCGGCGCCGUUGCACAGGCUGCGGACGCGUACGAAGCCGCGCGGGAGGCGGCUGAGUGGCAGCCUGCGACGCCGGCGUGGGACCGCCUCGCCCAGCGCGCGGCGCUCUGGGACCUGCAGGCGCGCGCCGCCGACGUCUACGUGUCGUUGUGCAUGGCGGCGGGGCAUGCGUCGAUGGCCGUGGCCGCGCAGCUGCAUGCUCUGCGGGUGCGUCUGCGAGCGGUCACGCUCCUGCGCCCGUCCGACGAGCCGGACAGCGACGUCUUCGGCGCAGCGGACGCGGCGCCCACGGCGCCGCGCGCUGCGCGCGCAUCGUCGACGACGCGACGCCUGGCGGCCUUGCAUGCGCGCCUGGCGCAUGGCUUGCACACGUGCUACGCGGCGCUCAGUGCCAUGUACGCGCGGCGCGGCGCCGUGCGCGACGCCGACGCGUUUGCGUGCGAGUGCGUCGACUUUAGUGCGGCGCGCGGUGUGCCGCUCGUGCAUGCGGCGGCCCUCGCGUGGCGCGCCGACUGGCGCGCCGCCUCAGGCGCCGCGGCGGCUGCCUGGGACGACAUCGGUGUGGCCUCGGCGCUCGUCCGCGGGCAGGCAUCGGAGGCGGCGCCGCAUCUCGCGGCGGUCGCAGCGGAGCUCCAAGGCGACGCCACCUAUGGCGCCGCGCAUGCCCAGCUCGCGCAGCUCGCCGCGGCGUGUGCGCUAGACACCGUGCUCCCCGACCUGCACAGGCGCCUCGCGUGUGGCGCGGCGCGCGCGUGUAUGGCUGCCGACGCGGAGCGCGCGCUCGCGCUCGUGGCGCCCUGGGACAGCGCGGACGCGGCGCAGGCGGUGUGUGCCGAGGCGUGGCUCGCUCGCGCGCAUGCUGCGCUCCGUGCGGAUGCCGUGUACGGCAUGCUUCCUGAGGCGGCAUGGUCCGUGCCCAGUGCGCCUGUGGGCGCCAAGCGCGCGUCCCCCGCGGCGCGCGCGGCCCUGCCGCUCUACGAGCGCGCGCGGGCCGCGGCUGAGCGGGUCCUGCAGCGCGGCGAUGUGGCGGACGUGCGCGACGUGCGAGCGGCGCUGCAGGUCGUGCGCGACGUGGUGCUGACGACGGCGAUCGUGACGCGCCCUGCGUCGGCGGAGGCGGCCGCGCAAGAGGCGCAUGCGCUGGCCGACGCCGCCGUGUCCGUGUCUGUGCGGCGCGCGCGCGCGGACGCGCAGAUGGCUGUGCCGCCCAAGGAGGCGUGGUGUCGGUGGCCGCCGCCGCCGCUGGCCGAGGCGGAGCUGGACGCAGCAGCGCUCGCACCUGGCACGGGCACGCUCGUUAUGGCCCUCUCGGCGGACCAGCGCGACCUGAUUCUCGCGCGCCAGAGCCCCGCGUACGGCACGAGCGUGUACACUGUGCCGAUUGAUCGGCAGAGCCGGCGCGAGGGCGACGACGAGGCGUGGGACGUGGACGCGGUGCUGCACGCGCUGCGCGAGCUCGUGCAGGCGUCGAACGCCGGCGUGCAGAGCGCGAAGGACGUCGGCGCCGAGCUGGACGCGCGCAAGGCGUGGUGGACCGCCCGGCGCGCGCUGGACGCGCAGCUCGCGCAGCUGCUCGAGACGGUGCAGGCGACGUGGCUGGGCGCCUUCCAGGGCCUGCUCGCGCCGCUGCCGCCGCCUGAAGCGAUCGAGGCCCUCGGCACGAAGCUGCAGGCCAUCGUCGGGCGCGCCUGUGCGUCCCGCACGCGCACGCGCGGGCCGAGGUCGGCGCCGGCGCUGCCGCGCAUGUCGAUUGCGUGCCUGGCCGCUGUGCCCGCAUACCGUGACGAAGAUCUCGAGGACUGGGUGCACUAUGCGAUGGAUGCGCUGCAGCUGAGUGGUGUGCCGGUGGCGCAGGACGAGGUCGAUGUGGACGAGCUCGUGGCCGAUGCGCGGCUCGCGCUCGACGAGUUCCAUGCGCGGAACUCGCCGGGCGACGCGACAGCCCCGGGCGAGUCGCACCUGUGUCUCGUCCUGGACCGGGGGCUGUGUGAGCUGCCGUGGGAGUCGCUGCCUGUGCUGCGGUCGCGCUCCGUGACGCGGCUCACCGGCCUGGCGCUCGUGCCGGCCACCCGCACUCUAGAUCGGGCGCGCACCACGUUCCUGCUGAAUCCCAGUGGGGACCUCGUGCGCAGCGAGGCGCGGUUCGCGCCGGCGCUGCGUGCGGAGCCGACGUGGCGCGGCACGGUCGGCCAUGCGCCGGUGGCCGGGCAGGUCGCGCAGAGUCUCGCGACCAGCGACACGUUCCUGUACGUGGGCCAUGCGGGCGCCGAGAUGUACGUGCACCCGGCCAAGCUGCGUGAGCUGCCGCAGUGUGCGGCGGCCAUGCUGUGGGGCUGCUCGAGCGGCGCGCUCACGGCGCACGGCGCAUACGACCCCGUCGGCACGCCGUACCACUAUGCAGUCGCGCAGUGCCCGGCGCUGCUCGCGGCCCUCUGGGACACGACGGAUCGCGAGCUGGACGGCGUGUGCGAGGUUGUGCUGCGCCUCGUGGGCCUGCUGCCCGGCGCGGCGCGCAGCCAGUGGCUUUCGCUGCCGCGCGCCGUGGCGGCGGCACGCACAGAGUGCAAGCUGCCGUACCUGACGGGCGCGGCGUGCGUCGUGUACGGGGCACCCGUGUGCUGGCGCUAG